AUGGGUUAUGCAACUCCAUUAUCAUCUCAACCUCAGAGGAUCGAACAUAUAUGGAGCCUAUAUGAGGGUUUGUUAUUGAGGAGCAUUACGUUUCCUUCCAUAAUUGAUGCUAUUGUAAUGGAUCUUGGGGAGCAUGUGUUCUAUGCUGGUGGCCGAGAUGGCAAAAUAUAUAUUGCAGCGCUAAAUGCUGAAUGCAACCGCAAUAGCAUACACGGGAUGUUCAUCAUUGGUGCCUUGUAUGAUCACAGGUCUCAAUAUGCUACUCUAAAAUCCUCAAAAACCCCUUCUUUCUUUGGCGGCGCCUCUUCGCCACCGUUGGAAGUGGUGAUCGCCUCCUCCCCGGUGGACGUCGGCUUCGGUUGUUGGGACCUACGCUCGGGCUCCGAGCAGCUCCGGUACCGCUCAUGCUCCUCCGCUCCACAUGGCCUCCUCUCCAUAGCCGGCCGCUUUCUCGCUUCCUCGCAGCUCCGCGAUUCCCCUUCCUCCGCCUCUUGCCCCAUUUUCUUCUGGUCCUGGGAUAAGCCUCAGGUGGAAGUUAGGAGCUUCCCGGUUGAGCCGAUUGGACCGCUUGUUUCCAAUUCAGAAGGCACUUACAUCAUGGGAGGAGGACCAUCCGGCAUCAUCUACCAAUGGGAGGUUGCUAGUGGGAAAUUGCUCACAUGGUGGCAUGCACAUUAUCGGUCUGUCACCUGUCUCACUCUCUCCAAGGACGAGUCUUUGCUAAUAUCAGGGUCUGAGGAUGGCUCUGUGAGAGUUUGAUCCCUUAUGAUGCUUCUGCUGGUGUUCUUUAUAGAUAUAGCUUUUCGGAACAUGCUUUACGUGUCACUGAUGUUGUUACGGGACAUGGGUUAUGCAACUCCAUUAUCAUCUCAACCUCAGAGGAUCGAACAUGUAAGAUAUGGAGCCUAUAUGAGGGUUUGUUAUUGAGGAGCAUUACGUUUCCUUCCAUAAUUGAUGCUAUUGUAAUGGAUCUUGGGGAGCAUGUGUUCUAUGCUGGUGGCCGAGAUGGCAAAAUAUAUAUUGCAGCGCUAAAUGCUGAAUGCAACCGCAAUAGCAUACACGGGAUGUUCAUCAUUGGUGCCUUGUAUGAUCACAGGUCUCAAUAUGCUGUUAGUCAGUUUUGAUAAUCACUUAUAUACAUGUAUAUAUUUACCAACAAUUGUGUUUUGUGUGUUCUGGCAAAUUUCUAUGAAGAGACUAUACUGUAUAUAUCUAAUUUGUGUUCUUAGAUAUAUCAGAGGUUUGUUGUAUU
Molecule: messenger RNA, 1252 nt
Organism: Musa acuminata AAA Group (dessert banana)
Lineage: Eukaryota; Viridiplantae; Streptophyta; Magnoliopsida; Zingiberales; Musaceae
Product: protein ROOT INITIATION DEFECTIVE 3-like
Exons: 7
Coding region: 1-759 (252 amino acids)
Biological process (GO): rRNA processing; DNA-templated DNA replication
Cellular component (GO): nuclear pre-replicative complex
Molecular function (GO): protein binding
Source: RefSeq, a predicted model, not a curated record